Prinia subflava (tawny-flanked prinia) is the source of this 1957-nucleotide messenger RNA. RefSeq names its product cutA divalent cation tolerance homolog (gene CUTA). The coding region runs from base 196 to 660 and encodes 154 amino acids. The transcript has 6 exons. The record is from RefSeq and is a predicted model, not a curated record. Gene Ontology annotation, molecular function: copper ion binding. NCBI's taxonomy places the organism in Eukaryota, Metazoa, Chordata, Aves, Passeriformes, Cisticolidae. Gene Ontology annotation, biological process: response to metal ion.
GUCAGUGCCGCCGUCCAGGCAGCGCUGCCCGCUCGGGCAGAGCAGGUGGAGCGGCCAUGGAGGGGCUGAGCCAGCGCUGCCCGCUGCCCGCCGCCGCCCAGGGCUGCCCCCGGCCCGGCCGCGGCACCGCGCUGCUGUGUUGAGAGGAGCCUGGGAUUGUCCCCCAAGUCCCAGACAGUGGCUGGAAUCUGUUAAAUGCUGUUUUUAAAGCGUGGUGUCUCACCUGCCGUCACCCCUGGUGUUCUCCCCGAGGUGCUGGCGCUGCUGCUGCUCACGUUCCCACUGCUGCAGGGCCUGGCUGUGCACCUGCACUCCUUCCUCACGGGCAGCUACAUCCCUGGGACACACUCCAUCGCCCUCGUGGGCUGCCUCAACGAGCACAUCGCCAGGGACAUCGCCAGGGCCAUCAUGGAUAAGAAGCUGGCUGCCUGUGUGAACAUCCUGCCCAAGAGCUCGGCCUUGUACUUCUGGAAAGGGGAGCUGGAAGAAUCCACUGAAAUACUGCUGCUGGUGAAAACAAGGACGUCCAAAAUUGGGGAAUUGUCCAGCUAUGUCAGAUCCAUCCACCCCUUUGAAAUCCCCGAAAUCAUCAGCCUGCCGAUCGAGCAAGGAAACCCUCUGUACCUCAGGUGGAUGGAGGAGAGCGUCCCGCGGGACUGAGGAGCGCAAAGGCAGCUUUUAUCUCCUGGGCUUUGGUGUGGCACAGGGAUUUGGGAUUGGGAAACCUCCCUGGCCUGCCCCGGGAGCUCCGAGCAGCGCUGAGCUGGGGAAAGGCCAAAAGCUGUGGAUGAGGAUAGAGAUGCUCCUGUCAGGACACCGGGGCUGCCUCAGGCUGUCCACAACCAAUUCCAGCCGGGAGCCGCGGCCUGGCAGCCCCUGCAGUGCCCUGUGUCCCCACGGGCAGCCCUGAACCCCCCUGGCCCCCGCCCUGCCCCGCUCUGCUUGCCCAGCCCGGGGGCUGCAGGAUGUGGCCAGGCGGGCCCCCGGCUCCCCUGCGCUGCUGGAGCCCCAGAGGAUCCCAGCAAACAGCAAACACGUAGAGCUGGGAGGAGCUGGGAUGAGCUGGGAUGAGCUGGGAUGCACUGGGAUGCGCUGGGAUGUGCUGGGAUGAGCUGGGAUGAGCUGGGAUGAGCUGGGAUGCGCUGGGAUGCGCUGGGAUGAGCUGGGAUGCACUGGGAUGCGCUGGGAUGCGCUGGAAUGAGCUGGGAUGCACUGGGAUACACUGGGAUGUGCUGGGAUGCACUGGGAUGUGCUGGGAUGUGCUGGGAUGUGCUGGGAUGCACUGGGAUGCGCUGGGAUGAGCUGGGAUGCGCUGGGAUGAGCUGGGAUCAGCUGGGAUCAGCUGGGAUGUGCUGGGAUGCGCUGGGAUGCGCUGGGAUGCGCUGGGAUCAGCUGGGAUCAGCUGGGAUCAGCUGGGAUGAGCUCGGAUGCUCUGGGAUGAGCUGGGCAGCACCCACGGCCAGCUCAGGGGUCCCAAGUUCCAGCAGCACCCCGACACUGUCCUGGCCCUGCGUGCCUACCCCCACCUGGGCAGUGCCUUUCUGCCAAGUGGAAUUUGGAAGAUGAUCCUGAUGUUAAUGGUUUAUGGGAUAGAACUUAGGGAAUAUUUUGGAGCUCUUUACGUGGCUGGGAAGGGAAUAAACAGGAACAUUUCUUACUCUCAUGGUCACAGCUGGGCAGGAGGAAAGGCCUGGGCUUGCACAGCUCACCUGGCACAGGGCACAGCCCAGCAGCACCAGCUGCCAUGCUGGGCACUCAAUGAUCCUCACACUGCAAAAAAAACCAGUGACAUUGGAAAAAAACCCACUUUUUAAUUGUACAUCAGACACAUUAAUUACAACUUGGGUAUAACAAGAGUCGCUCACGAGCAGCAACCCGAACUCAGAAUUCAGAAGGUGCACAGAGUUGUUAUAAUCUCUAUUACAGCGAAUGCAAAAUAUACUCUGCAACAAAAAUA